CACCUGCAUACUAUAGUCCGUAUCAGUUCUAUCGAAUGUCUCCUAAAAAGUUAAUUAUUUCGUUACAACAAAAGUGUUUGAAAAUUGUUUACAACAAGCUCUAUUACGCAAUAGACGACGAAGAUCCGAACGCUUAUUUGGCUAUAAGAAAAUGCCUGCCGAGAAAUUCGUUACUAGAUUUAUUAAAAAGAUUAUCACACGCAGAAAAUCUUGAUAGAUAUACACGUUUCAAUUGUCUUCAAUUAUUGUUACGAGAAGGAUCUAGGGAAUUGGAUACAGGAAUAUUCCCUAGAAUCUAUUACGAUAAAAUUCUCAAAGUAAUACUCGAUCGAGGUCAGAGAUUACAGCAUUUAAAUUUCAAAGGUGUUUGGAUUAGAGAUUUUCCCGAUCUACUCAGUAAGGUUAUAAGAAAUUCUCCGGGUUUAAAAACCCUUAUUAUACCACAAAUGGCUAACAAUGAAGUAUUAGAAGCUAUAAAUACGUUGGAAUAUUUAACUGUUUUGGAUAUAAGUGGGGAAAGUUAUUUUACAGUUAAUGGAAUAAAGAAAUUGAGCAAUAAGACACUACAAGUCCUCGAUCUUGGAUACGCUGGAGACAGUUGCUUCUGUCAAGAAGACGAAUUAGAAGAACCGGAAUUAGAAGAAGAAGAAGGAUCUGAAGACGAAGAAAACGAAGAGGAAGAAUUAAACGAAUUCGAAGACGGUACGGAAGAGAGAGAUUUUCAAUUAUUAGCAGAAAUAAUAGAAAAUUUACCAGCUUUGAUAUCAUUAAAGACCUAUUCCUUCACAGGUAAUGCGAUAUCUGUACUAAAAGGAAUGAAUCCUAAUUAUAAAACUAAUUUGAAAUUCUUACAUGAUUCAAAUACGUCAGUUGAUAUUAUGGACAGCGUUGUUAGCUUAUGUCCGGAUUUGGAAGAUAUACAUUUAGAAGAAGCCGAAAGUGAUGUCCUAGAAGAUUUAUAUAAAUUGAGUAAAUUGAAUACUUUACAAUUAACCAAAUGCUACAUCGAUGAAUUUUUAUUCUCUCUAGAUAUAUUUGGAGGACAGUUGCAAGUGUUGAAGCUGAACAAUAUGACAGAAACUCAUCUAGAUUUAUCUGAUCUAUGUAUUUCAGCUCCCAAUUUACACACGAUCGAACUUUAUCAAAUGAAACUCGCUUUCACAAAUAAAGAUAAUUAUUUCGGCAAUUUAAAUAACAUGGAUUUCAGUUAUUGUGAAACAACUAGUGAUACUAUGUUAUCGGUUUUGCGAAAUUCUCCUUCCCUGAAAGUAUUUAGAGUUCUAGAGUGUUUAGUAAAUUUAUCGGAUAAAGAUAUUUUUGAUUUAUGCUCUGAAAGGAAAUUGGAGAGCUUGGAAAAAUUAUGGUUCUCGUCUGCCGGAACACUCACCGCUGCUAGCGUGGAGAUGUUGAUGGAAAGUUGUCCGAAUUUAGUCCAAAUUGGAGAGUUAGAUGGAUGGGACGUUACCAAAGAAGAUAUGGUAGAUUUGAGAGCCGUUAUCAAAGCUACCAAUAUUGAUUUGAAAAUUACUCCGAGGUAAAACGAUAAAACACAAUUUCUAAUAUUAUUGUAUAUCUGUUUUACGAAAUAUAUAUAUUUAAAGAAUUA
Messenger RNA from Diorhabda carinulata, 1606 nucleotides. RefSeq lists its product as uncharacterized. The record is from RefSeq and is a predicted model, not a curated record. The transcript is spliced from 2 exons. Lineage: Eukaryota; Metazoa; Arthropoda; Insecta; Coleoptera; Chrysomelidae. Bases 36 to 1538 code for a protein of 500 amino acids.